AAAGUUUUAAGUCGUUAGCUCCUUUAGUCGACGAAAUACAGUCCAACUACCACGUAGGCCAUAUUGCAAGGAUGCGGUACUCGUUCGCGUUUCCGUUUUUGUUCCUUGGCAUGGUGACGUCAGAAGAACACACUGUAGUAAAGAGACACACGACAGAUUUGAAGAUAGUGUGUUACUUUUCCAAUUGGGCAGCCUACAGACCAGGAUUAGCCAAGUUCACACCCGAGAAUAUUAACCCUUACCUCUGUACCCAUCUGAUUUACGCCUUUGCUGCCUUAAAUAAAGAUUAUGAGCUCAAGCCAUAUGAUCCAUACAAUGAUAUUGAGCAAGGUAAUUACAAGAAAUUUGUUGGAUUGAAAACGUACAAUCCGAAGUUGAAGAUGAUGGUUGCUAUUGGAGGGUGGAACGAAGGCUCCAAAAGGUGUGAAACUUUAUACACGUUCGUAACGCAGGAAACCCGUGAAGCUUUUGAUAACGAGAGAACUCCUUUUGGCAAAGAUAAACUAAUCCUAUCUGUAGCAGUGCCUGCUGGGAAGGAUUAUAUUGAUAAAGGAUUCGAUAUAGCUACAAUAACCAAGAACGUAGACUUCAUGAACAUUUUGGCCUACGAUUACCACACAGCAUACGAAGAUGAGACCGAACAUCACGCUCCACUGUUAAAACGUCCUGACUUUAGUGAAUGGGACGAAAGGAACGACAUGAAUGUGGAGUGGACUGUAGACUAUUACUUGAAGCUUGGAGUUGUACCCGAGAAGUUAGUUCUUGGUAUUCCCACUUAUGGAAGGUCGUACACACUGUUAGACCCAGAAGACAACGGAAUAGAAGCGCCUGUUGAUGGUCCUGGUGAAGAAGGGCCUUCAACCAGAGAGACGGGCUACAUGGCUUAUUAUGAAAUCUGUCAGAACAUCCUAGACGAAGGAUGGGUUGUUCAUAGGCCUUAUCCAGAGAUGCUUGGACCUUACGCUUACAAGGAUGACCAGUGGGUUUGCUUUGAUGAUGAAAAAAUGGUUGUUGAAAAGGCUAAGUUCAUUUUAAAACGGGGACUAGGGGGCGCUAUGGUGUGGACUCUUGACACCGAUGACUUCCGUGGUCUUUGUGGCAAGGAGCAAAAUCCCUUAGUAAAUACUCUUCGGAAAGUUUUGUUUUCCAACACCAUAGAAGGUUUUUCCAGACUAUAUGACACUGAUGACCAUGACCGAGUUUACAGUCCCUCAGUAGAAGGUGAUAAGAAGAGACCUAGUAGAACACACCGUCGACGACGUCCAGGAUUCCGUAGAGUAGUGAGGCCUCGCACGACAACUGAAUCUCAAAUUAUUAAAGAUCUUAUUUCAACACCAGCUCCACCCCCUACUCCUGAUCCAGAUCCAUCCUUUACCUGCCCAGGUGAAGGAUUCUUUAGAAAUACACGUGAUUGUCGAAAGUAUUUCUGGUGUUUAGACAGCGGUCCUGCAGCACUGGGAUUGGUUCCUCAUGCUUUCACUUGUCCUUCUGGUCUUUAUUUCCAUACAAAAAUGGAGGCUUGUGAUUAUCCAGAAAAUGUAAACUGCAAUAACCUUCCUGUGGCCCAGACCACGCCAUCCCCGAGGCCAACUAGACGUCUCAAACUUCAACCACCCACUACAACCACAGAACUGUCUAGAGAGGUUGAGAAGACAGUUAAAAAUACCUUGAAUACGUACCCCUCUGACAAGACUAACUUAUCUAACAGUGAAACCCUUUCAAAUCUUUUACACUUAAUUCAGUCCUUAGGGGGGUUGGACCAACUAAAAAAUAUUUUUGGAACAGAAGUUGAUGUCAGUUCAGCACUAGAGAAAUUUGAUAGAGAGGACGGCCAAUCACCACGACUUCAAACCCUACCAGACUAUGUAACUCCUAAAAGAGCUGUCACAGAAUACCAGUCAUCACGAUUUCAAACCCUACCAGACUAUGUAACUCCCAAAUCAGCUGUCACAGAAAACCAGUCAUCACGAUUUCAAACCCUACCAGACUAUGUAACUCCCAAAAGAGCUGUCACAGAAAACCAAUCACCACGACUUCAAACCUUACCAGACUAUGUAACUCCCAAAAGAGCUGUUUCAGAACACCAAUCAUCACGACUUCAAACCCUACCAGACUAUGUAACUCCCAAAAGAUCUCCCACAGAAAAACAAUCACUACGACAUCAAACCCUAUCAGAUUAUGUAACUCCUAAAGGAGCUGUCUCAGAAUACCAAUCACCACGAUUCCAAACCCUACCAGACUAUGUAACUCCCAAAAGAGCUGUCACAGAAAACCAAUCACCACGAGUUCAGAAAAUCCCAGACGAUGUAUCUCCCCAAAAAGCUGUCAGUCAAGACGAAGCAACACAAGUUCAGAAGCUACUAGACUUUGUAGCUCUCCAAAGAGCUGUCAUAGAGUACCAACUCCAACAACUUAAGAAACUACCAGACUAUAUAUCUCUACAAAGAAAUGUGACAGAAGACCAAUUACCACAACUUCACAAAUUUUCAGACUAUGUAGCUCCUCAAAAAGCUAUCACAGAAGACCAAACACGACGACGUUUAAAAAUACCAGACCAUGUAGCUUCUCAACGAAUUGCCUCAGAAGGCCAAUCAUCACAACUUCAGCGACUACCAGACUACAUAGAUCCUCAAAGAGCUUUAACAGAAGAUCAAUUGCCACGACGUAAGAAACAAACAGACCACGUAUCUUCUCAAAGAACAGCCACAGAAGACCAAUCAUCAGAACUUCAGAAACAACCACACCAUCCAGCUCGUCAAAGAACUGUCCCAGAAGACCAAUCGUUACAACACCAGAAAUUACCAGACUAUGUGAAUCGUCAAAGAGCAGUCACAGAAGGCCAGUCACCUCAGUUUCGUAAACUACAAGACAAUCUUUCUUCCCAGAGAAGAGCCACAGAAGGCCAAUCAUCACAAUUUCAGAAGCUACCAGACUACAUAGCUCCCCAAAGAGUUGUCACAGAAGAUCAAUUGCCACGACUUCAGAAACUACCAAACCAUCCAGCUCCUCAAAGAACUGUCACAGAAGACCAAUCACCACAACGCCGUAAAUUACCAGCAACUCUUUGGGAAGCUUUCACAGAAGAUCAAUUGCCACAACUUAAGAAACUACCAAAACAUCCAACUCCUCAAAGAACUGUCACAGAAGACCAGUCACCACAACUUCAGAAGUUACCAGAUUAUGUGCAUUCUCAAAGAACAGCCACAGAAGGACAAUUACCACAGAUAGAGAAACUACAAGACAGAGUAUCUUCCCAAGGAAUUGCCACAGAAAGCCAAUCAUCACAACCUCAGAAACUACCAGACUAUGUAGCUUCCAAAAGAGUUGUCACAGAAGACGAAUCGCCACGACUUAAGAAACUACCAAACCAUCUAGCUUCUCAAAGAACUACCACAGAAGUCCGAUCAUCAAAACUUCAGAAAUUACCAGACUAUGUGAAUUCUCAAAGAACAGCCACAGAAAGAAAAUCACCAAAGGUAGAGAAACUACAAGAUAAUGUAUCUCCCCAAAGAACUGUCAGAAAAGGUCAAUCAGCAAGGCUUCGGAAACUAUCAGACCAUGUAGAUUCCCAAAGAACUACCACAGAAGAUCAAUCACCACAGCUUCAGAAACUAUCAGAAUAUGUAGUCUCACAAAGAAUUUCCACAGAAGACCAAUCAUCACAACUUCAGAAAUUACCAGACUAUGUACUUCCUCCCCAAAAAGCCAUAGAAGCCCCAUUACCACAGAUAAAAAACCCACAAGACAACAUAUCUCCUCAAAGAGCUCUUCCAGAAGAUCAGUCACCACGUUUUCAGAAACUACCAAACAAUGUAUCUCCCUACAGAAAUGCCACAGAAGAACAACCUCCAAAACUACAAAAAAUAUCUGACUAUGUAGCACCUAAAAGGGCGAUCAGUACCGAAAAUUCUACACCUCCAGUAACAGAAAUAUCUACUAUUCCAACUACAUCACCUCUGAGAACAUCUGCUUUGCCAUACUAUCGCAUUCCAUACUCUCCAGUACCUUAUAGACCAGCAACAUUGAAACCAUCAGAGAGGAUAGACUACCGACCAAUAGAUCAGUUAACCAGCAGAGUGUCUCGUCAUUUUCAAUAUGAGCCACUAGAACAUUCUGACAGUCUUGUUGAGUACGUGGAACCCACCCAACAGAGACUGGAGGAUGCUAAGAAUCAUCAUCAAAAUGAAAAGAAAGUUGAUUUUUCCUCUGUCUAUCAAGCUUCCAUCAAAAGUACAGAAUCAGAAGAUACAGAACCACCUACAACCCAAGCUACCUCUCCAACACAGGAGUUAUACUCUGACGUUAGUUCCCAAGUAAUAUAUGAAACCCCCAAUGAUAACCAAACUUUAGCUACUCCAGAAGACCUGAAUUUGACCACCACCACAGAAUUUCCGGUUUCUUUUACGCCUAGGUCAGAUGGUGGACCUAGAGUUUAUCGGAUUCCAGUCCAAGUUCGUGAUGGUAAAGUUGUCCGUGUCCAUGGACAUAUUGGUCGAGGAAGGAGAACAAGAAUCCGUGUCCGACCUAAAGCAGCUGAUGGACAAGCACGAAACUCUAACAUCCCAAAUGAAAAUUCUUUUCGUAAACGAAAACGUAAACGAAGGCUUGGGGUCCGCCGGCGACCUCUGCUUACCAGCAAUUAUGAAGAUGCUGAAUCUGCAGAAGUUGUCCGUUUUGGAGCAAAACAAAUAUUUACAAGAGAGGAAAAAGAUAAAAAAAGAUAUGACUACAUAAUAGCCCCAGAUAAUCAUCGAGCUGGAGCAUUUAGAGAAACGAAAAUUCAUAUCUCAACCACUGAGGAGCCCACAACCUCAAUAUUAACGACGAAUCGGGCUCCGAUAAUUAGAAGAAAAAUUAUCCGUCAAUACAGAUUACCUCUUUACCAACCACCACUACCAGAAGUAAACAAAUUUGAAAUUAUAACUGAACGACCCCCGGAAGUGUCAGAUAACACUCAACCAGAUACGGGACAAGCCAGUUCCCAGGUUCCAAGAACCAAGCAAACACAGCUUCAUUCUACUUUUUCCCCACCACCCAGGUCAACGACUGCACUAUCAACCCUCACGACCACAACAAAGAGACCAACCACUCAACGUAGAACUACGACCACAACAUCACUCGAGCAAGAUGGACAACUACUAAACGUCAGUGGAGACGACUUUGAAUGUCUACAACGUGGCGUGUUCCGUCAUCCACACGACUGCGGCGUGUUCCUGUUUUGCGUGCCAGACGAUUCAGAAAAUGGCUUUCGCAAGAUCGUACACAACUGUCCAGAUGGGCGCAUCUAUAUGGAAGAAAUCGGGCGGUGUAUCGUUGGUGACAGGGCUACUUGUGAAAGUCUCGAAUAG
Molecule: messenger RNA, 5348 nt
Organism: Limulus polyphemus (Atlantic horseshoe crab)
Lineage: Eukaryota; Metazoa; Arthropoda; Merostomata; Xiphosura; Limulidae
Product: titin-like
Exons: 11
Coding region: 72-5348 (1758 amino acids)
Biological process (GO): chitin catabolic process; carbohydrate metabolic process
Cellular component (GO): extracellular region
Molecular function (GO): chitin binding; chitinase activity
Source: RefSeq, a predicted model, not a curated record